This is a messenger RNA of Aspergillus nidulans FGSC A4, 2889 nucleotides long. RefSeq lists its product as uncharacterized. Lineage: Eukaryota; Fungi; Ascomycota; Eurotiomycetes; Eurotiales; Aspergillaceae. The transcript is spliced from 7 exons. The record is from RefSeq and is a predicted model, not a curated record. The coding region runs from base 1 to 2889 and encodes 962 amino acids.
AUGUCAAUAGGAAGGUUCAAAGCGGCCGUUGUCAGUAACAUCAGCGAAGCAACCGCCACUCUCGUCAAUCUCAUCCUCGACUUUUCGCUGUUCAAGAUCGAAGCACCCAAAGAAUUUUCCCCGGUGGGGAACGCGUUUUCAUCAAUUCGUCGAGAAUCCGCAGAGAGUGGCGUCGUACAUACUACUGCCUACGGCUCCCGCGCGUCGGAAAUCGCCAUCAAAUCAAAGAAUGAGAAUCGGAACACAAACUAUGGGGUCUUUGAGAGUCAGGUUGGCCCAGAUGCAACGAGCAUCUGGGCAUCGGCGACUUCGGCGGCCAUCAAGGUCCAUCUUCUGGCUUGCAUCCUUGCUCGGAUUUGGGAGUCGGGUGAGGCAACGGCUAUCUGGGACGAGAUUGUGAGUACACAGAAGCAGGUGAUUCUGGCUAAGUGCAAUGAAGGCGGUAGCGUCGAUAUGGUUUCGUGGGUGGUGGCCAAGCAACAGUUCAGCCGGAAGGAGCUGCGCGACUGGCAUGCCAGUGCGCGGGCCUGGUUGUGCGUUGCCGAUAAAAUCAAGAGUGUUCAGCAGAGUAGGUUCUGGCUCGCGAUUGACAAAUUCGAUCUCAGAGUGAUAAAUCGCUCCAGCACAUACGACAGUGUCAUUGAGGUUUGGAAGGACACUCUGGCAGGGAUUGAACUGCUGGUCAGCGGCUCGUCGCAGGAGUUGCGGAGCGUCAACGUCCUCCUAGGGCUAUCUGCGUGGCAUCUCUACCCCGACAUGGACGUCCUCACGCUGAAGUCUUGGCUGUCUAUUCUUGCCGAGGCAGCGCACGAGCAUCUCUACGCGGACGACCUGGAUCGCCGGGUGUACUCGAGGCUGCUCAAUCUGGGUCGAAGGAAGACCGCACUCAUAGGAAAACCGGACCGGACCUUCUUUGCUCUCAGCGAACCCGGAAUCUUUGUGCGGUUGCCCCCGGACGUUGAGGGGAGGAUACACUAUCUCAGGACUAUUGCUCAAAACACCGCUUUUGAAUCCGCGGACAUAGUGAUUCGAUAUCGGCCAGACUCAUCUGCCACAUCUGCCAGUUUCGAGUACGCAACAGCACUUCCACGACCAAAGCGUUCACUCCAUGAGCCAUACACGCUGGGCAGCCGGAUGUUUCCACAGGAAGAAGUCCAGCCACUUGACUGCGAGAUUAUUAGGAACUUCAAAUUGGCAGGGGAAACAGCAUUUCAAUGGGACUCAGCUGGCUGUGCUGGCAGAUCGAAUAACUUCACAUUCUGGCUUGGAGACGAAAAUGAAGCAGCCCUGUUUUAUGCACAGGACACUAUAUCGCCCCCUGAGUUGGCACCUUUUCAGUUAUCUCAGCUGGUUCAGCUCUUCAAGACGGCGAAGCCCCAGCCGCCUAGCCUGCUAAUUGCUCUUGAUAAAGGACUGCAGCAAAUGGGGAAGCCAUACCUCACCUCUCUUAGGGCUGUGGCAACCAUGGUUGAUCUCUACAAAAUCCUUCCGGGAGCGACCGUGGAUAUAAAAGUGUUGAAAACCAAUUAUCGUCUACCCAUUGGGUGCAAUUCUCGAUUGAAUAUCGCUCGCAGGACCGUAUGCCUGCUGCAAGCAUCAGCGACCCUGGCGAGUUCUCAGACCUUGGAUCAUCCGCUGAUGAGCAUGUUGAAACCGACGAACGCAAGUUACAGAUCAUUUGCCCGGUCACGACAUGACCCGUUUGCAGGCGCCGACAAGGUCAAGAUCUCUGAGCAGGAGGGUGAAUUUGAGGCCCAGCUGAGCAUGACUGAUCUCGCCCAUACUUCCGGUGACAUGGACGACGAUUUAGCUGAGGCUCCAGAUGAAGCCGACAUACACGUCCUUGAUAUGAGGCAUAUCGGGCUUCAAGUUGGGUCUUUUUUAAUUCCUUUCACCACGACGCGCAAGCUGACUUCCGUUAUGGCAAUCUCUAGCAAUGGUUCUCUAUUCAUCGCCGCGCCUAUGUUGUGUAGCCCUGCCGAGAAGCCCCCUACGCAUGAGAUCCACCAUGUCACCGGAAACAUCGGACGUGGUGGAAUGGCACUGCUAAUCCCACCGGCCGCACCUCGGAUUCGAGAAAGCACUGUCGACUCAUGGAAUUUGUGUAAUCAUGACUCUUGGGAUGGAGAGUACGUUGACUACUUCGACAAUACUUCAUUACAUCUCUCCUAUACCGGCUACAACGUCCCUCUUGAUGUCGGGGCGCGCGGGGCGCAAGACUGGGAAAUAUACAUGCUGGAGUCUGUUGUAAGUGUGCACGAACGGGGUGAAUGGGUGGCAGACCUAGACAUCCUUGAGGCAUUACAAAGCUCUCUUCUUUUUCGAAUACCCGACAGCCAUGAGCAGCCUUCGCCAGGUGAGAAGCACUUCUGUAAACAUAGCCACGACCGGAAGGAGCGUGAGAGCUCAUCCGGCCCAAAUCUACUGGUCGCGCUCCAGAACUGGGCCGAGUAUCUAGCAAGACCGGAGCUGCCAUCGAUAGUGGUAGCAAGUUUGAAUUGGCAGGCACAACUUGCAGCAACGGCGAUUACUAUUGCGCAGGGUGGUGCUGCUUACGUUGUUAAGGAGGCUGGUUUCGCAUCUGCUGCUUGUUAUCAGAUGGAGGGCAGCCAAUAUCUGGCUAGACAUGAAGGUGAAAGAGGACUUGUUCGUGGCAUGCACAUUGCGGGUCAAGAUGACGUGGCCUGCCAAAGUGUCCCAUCCAUCCUGAAUGGGACCGUCCUACCCAGAAUUGGGACUGUCCUCACAAGUGCACAGUCAUCCAAGAAUGUAUUUUUGGCCUUCUUCUUACUCCCCUUCAAUGUGCCCUGCGGUGGUUGGCCAUCCACAUGGCGCUCUCGGAGAAACCCAUUAAUCCAUAGUCUACGUGCAGCAAACAUUCUGCCUUAG